UCCAGCCAGAAAGAAUACGCUACGAAAUGCGUAUUUAAAACAAAGCCCAGUGCUUAACCAGUUGCGUUACAAACAAAUUCACAUUUAAUUAGUCUUUAAACAUUCCAGUUCAGUUCCAAAAUUAUCAUCUGCUUAGUUAUCGAUUGCUGUCAGUUUAUUCAAUAGUUGCCAAUCACAGCGAAACUGUUACUGGUGUUAUCGAAAUAGUCGUAGUGCCAUCCCUGCCUUGCUCGUAUUAUUUUUAAUUUACUUAAUUUAACUUGGGGUUUAAUUUAACUUUGCCACAAUGCCGGCAGAUCAAAUCCAGUACUCGGAGAAGUACUUUGAUGACAAAUUCGAAUACAGGCAUGUUAUUCUGCCUUCCGAUUUGGCCAAGCAUGUGCCCAAGGCACACCUGAUGACUGAAACGGAGUGGCGCAAUCUUGGCGUACAGCAGAGUCCCGGCUGGGUCCAUUACAUGAUGCAUGCUCCGGAGCCCCAUGUGAUUCUGUUCCGUCGCAAACGCGUCGAGGAAGAGACCGUCUCGCAGGGAUCUUCGAAACAAGCGGCGGCCUGUGCAUAAAGCCAGGAGGAGACAUAGUCGGGAUGGAGAUGACAGCACCCACCAACUCACAAAGUAUUCCAUAAGAUAGACAGGUUUAUCAGGACAUCCUGAUGUAAAAUAAGUAUGUAAUCCAUUAGUUUUAAGGAGCAUUGCAGCUGAUCAAAAGUUCAAACUUCCAAAACUGUUUGUUUAACGUGUUGAAACGUUCCUGUUAAUUUCAAUUAAGUUAUUUACUUUACCUAAAAUACAAAUCAAAUGUACGCCAUGUGUACAAACAGUUUAAAAG
Molecule: messenger RNA, 830 nt
Organism: Drosophila obscura
Lineage: Eukaryota; Metazoa; Arthropoda; Insecta; Diptera; Drosophilidae
Gene: Cks85A
Product: cyclin-dependent kinases regulatory subunit
Exons: 2
Coding region: 287-562 (91 amino acids)
Biological process (GO): regulation of mitotic cell cycle
Cellular component (GO): cyclin-dependent protein kinase holoenzyme complex; SCF ubiquitin ligase complex
Molecular function (GO): ubiquitin binding; histone binding; protein kinase binding
Source: RefSeq, a predicted model, not a curated record